Molecule: messenger RNA, 5098 nt
Organism: Talpa occidentalis (Iberian mole)
Lineage: Eukaryota; Metazoa; Chordata; Mammalia; Eulipotyphla; Talpidae
Gene: CTSC
Product: cathepsin C
Exons: 4
Coding region: 172-585 (137 amino acids)
Cellular component (GO): lysosome
Molecular function (GO): cysteine-type endopeptidase activity
Source: RefSeq, a predicted model, not a curated record
UGCGCAGCGGGGUCCUCUGCUGUCCGGGUCCUCGCCGCCGGGUCCUCCUGUCCCGGGUCCUCUGCUGUCCGGGUGCUGCUGUCCCGGGUGCUCCUGUCCCGGGUCCUCCUGUCCGGGUGCUCCUGUCCCGGGUCCGCCUGUCCCGGGUCCGCUGUCCCGCGUCCUCCAGCCAUGGGCGCCGGGCCCCGCUGGCUGCUGGCCGCCCUCCCGCUGCUUCUGGCCUGCGCGGGCCGCGCGCGCGGCGACACCCCCGCCAACUGCAGCUACCACGACCUGCUGGGCUCCUGGCUGCUCCAGGUGGGCCCCGGCGGCCUCCAGCGCGACGUCAACUGCUCGGCCAUGGGACCACCAGAAAAGAAAGUACUGGUACACCUAAAGAAGUUGAAUACUGCUUAUGAUGACUUCGGCAACUCUGGCCGUUUCACCAUCAUUUACAACCAAGGCUUUGAGAUUGUGUUGAAUGACUACAAGUGGUUUGCCUUUUUUAAGGAUGUCACUGAUUUUAUCAGUCAGUUGUUCAUGCAACUGGGAACAGUGGGGAUUUAUGAUUUGCCACAUCUGAGGAACAAGCUGGUUACUAAAUAGAUCAUCUAUUGAGGGGAUCUUUUAAAAACUACAGCCAAAAACAGACAUUGGGGCUAAGAGGCAGAGCAGCGUGCAACAGUGGACUACUUCUGACACUAGCACAGGCUCCUAGCAACUGCAGUUCCUUGUGGAGUCCUUAUGGACAUCUAAGAUGCAGAGAAUUCCUGGGGACACACCUCCAAGGCAGCUGCCUUCCUGAACAUUUCCUGGGAAAGCUACAGACACCAUUUUGGAUUGUGACCAACCAGAGACUACGCAGGAAAAAGAAAAAAGAAAUCUGCAAGUCUUAGGUGGCUUCACCAGUCAGCCUUUGAAUAAAAGGAACUGUAUGCUUCACAAGUUACUUUCUUUUUUGAAUAUUCUUAUAUUGAAAUGAUUUUUCCAAAUUUGUUAGGAUUUGAAAUUUGUGUUUUAUUUUGCUCACAUUGCAAAUUUUAUGCGCAGUUAAAUUUUCUUGCUAAAUGCCUUUGAUUUUUCUAAUUACCUUACAGCACUUACUGUAAGGUGAAAUCAAGUCUUCAAGAUCUCUUGAGAUGUACAAAUAAAUUAUUGGUGGGAAGUGGCCUUGUGGAAGACAUGUUUAUAUUAGGGUCAUAGGGAGGCUUUCUGAGGUCAGGCAAAUUGCUAUGGAGUAUGUUUUUACAGCUCAUAGAACCGUAGUAUCCCUAGCCAGAAAAAUAGUGUGGUUAAUACUUUUUUUUUUUUAAUUUUGAGCCAUCCUCACAAAAAUUUUAUUAAUUAGAUGUAUUACUGUCUUCAUUGACAUAUCAGAAAAUUAGUUGCCUAGAGUACUUAAUUAAGCUCAUGUUGCUUCUAAUUGUAAAAUGAUAAGGGGUAGCAUGCUAAGGACUUCCACUGGGCUAACAAAAAGGAAAAUCUUUUCACAAAAAAAAAAGGUAAUGACAAUCUCAGUCACACUGUGGUAGGUUUUCUGUUGAAUCCCAUCUAUAAGUGCCAUGGAUAAUGGUUUAGUGGAAUAAAAAAUGUAUUGUAUUGACGUCUGUUGAAAUUUUAGAAGAAUUGGUUUGAAGUUUAGGUUUCCUUCCCAAAUGAGGCACUUUUCCUAAGCCAGGGUCUUUUUAUUUAAGGAUGAAAUUUCUUUCUUCCCUUUGUAGUCUCAAAACAUGAAAGAACUUUGUGAAUUACAAAUUAAGUACUUUGCUAAAUUGACUUGUCUUAAUUACACUAUUGUUCACAUUGAUUGCAAUCUUUUAGCAUUUUCCUCCUAAACAAUGGGCUAGUUUCCUUCUCAGGUUGUUUAAGCUCCUGAAUAUCAGCCUUAGUUAAACUGAAAAUAGAGGCCACAGCUAAUCCAUUUUGUCCAGGAGAACUUUUCUCCUGCAUCCUUGCUUAGAGGGAGAAAUUUUCCUGUGGAAAGCAGGUUUCCAUCAUUACUCUGUUGGUUCAGAUAAGUUUUUAUACCUUAGACGUACUAGUGUACUAGUCUGGAAAAGUCCCAUUUUAUAAAGAUGAAGUAGUAGGAUAGCCAGCUACUUGUACCAAAACACCUUCCCCUUUUGUAUCCGGUAGAUCUUUCUUUAUGCAGGACCUUGAUGCCACUCUGAAAGCUUCCUCAACUUUCUCAAUUUAUAGGGGGAACGCUGUUGUCCUACUUCCCAGCGUGCUUUGCAGAUACUUCUGAGGGAGUACUUAUGCCAUUGAUAUGGAAUGAUUGAUAGCAUGCCAUCAUCAAUCUUCCAAGCUGAAAACUGUUUAUCUCCCUGUUUAUCUGCAGCUCAUAAUCCUCUUGGGACUUUAUAGGUGCUUAGAAAAUGAAACAUACUGCUCUUGUUUCUCAAAGGUUUUUCACAAGUCAUACUGUUACGGAGCAGCCCCUUUCCCCCCUAACAAUACCAGCUUAUGGAAAGUUCUGAUUUCUGGAAGCACAAAUCAGGAAUUGUGUUAUGUUUAUAUUUUUGGUUCUCUGCUCUAAAAAAAUACCUGCUUCCAGAGUUUACGAGUUUCGUGUUUUCAAACUGAUUUUCAGGAUGUUAAUUCUGACAAAGCAACCAAUGUGUGCAGCAUUGUAUUUAAUGUGAAAGUUAGAAGCACUCCCACUAAGAUAUUUUAUAGUUUCUGUUUCUCUAAGAAAUGUCGCAUCUAACUUGACUGUUUUGGUUAUAGAAGGGAAGUCUUACUAAAUUGCAUUUUGUAUGUGAGAAGCGCCCCCCCCCCCAUAUAACAAUGCUAAGCAUUCUCUGUCUUAAUUGCCAGUUUGUCUUCUCUCAUGGUUAAACUUAGUGAGAAGUGGCUUCAACUUUGUAUUACUGACCAUUUUGUUUUCUGUGUAUAACAUAUCACGUGAUAAAUAAUAGGUCUUCAGUAAAUAUUUGUUUAAGAAAGAAAGCAAUAUCUUAUUGUGUUAUUAUUGAUGCAGUUUUGGAGCUAUUGUUCCUUUUGUUACUUAGAGACUGUUGGAUCACCCAAACAUAUUUGUCCAAUAAUUUCGAAGAAAGCAGAUAAGACUUCACGAUUUUGCUCUGUUUAUGUUGAGACACAGGGCAAGCUAGUGUUAUUAGGCAGUUUUAGGGACAGUGCAGGAGGGGACCUCUGAAGAAUUAAGGGAGUCUUCAGAGAUAAGGAUAACCAAGGAAAUGCAACCAAUUCCACUGGGAAAAACGAACACCGUUGUUAAUACUAGGGGAAAAACAAACAUCCUAGCACCACAGAUAAUCUUGUUAAGGAUGGUCCUGGUUUUCUUCAGAUGAUAAGAUAAAGUGUAAAGAUGCUCACCGGGAGGGCUAGACCAUAAAGGUAAAGCGAUAAGCAUAACAAAUGGGAAAAGAAAAUACUGUUAAAAUAAGGAAUGUGAAAUUCCUCAGUACCCCCUGAGAGCUAGCCAAUCAGGAAGAGAGACUGAACUUUUAACAUAAUGAGAGAGAAAAAGUAUAUAUUGCCAAUGUAAUAUCCCAUACCGGCUCAUCUUGGCCCCUCCCAGGUACUUUAUACCUGGGAGUCUUUCUUCUUUGUCUCUUUUCUUCCUAAAUAAACUUUUCUUUCAAAGACAAGAUUUGUCUCUCUCUGCUUACUUACUCCAAAAAGUCUGAAUUCCUUUCUAUGGUUUCGCGAGAUAAGAACUCGUGGUAAAGCGGCAGCAGUUGUUACACACGCCGGCAUCAAUGUUUAAAUUGUGUGUGUGUGUGAGAGACUACGGAGGCCAAAAUAAGGUUCAGACUUAAAAACAGAAAAGUUCUAACUUUCAGAACUACUAAAAAGGAAAGUAUCUGUAAGGGGAAACAGUGAGCUCUAUGACUGCAGUAGUUUCUAAAGUUUGGAGAAGAUGGAAUCCAGCCUGCAGCUGUGCCCGCUAGGCCACCUCCACAAAGUGCAGUGAGCUAAGCUGGGGCUACAUCAGGCUGAUUCUAAGUUUCUUCUGCCCUCACUGUUGAAGAAAUUAUGAGCGUGUAAAUUUGUAAUGAGUUGAGGGAUUUGGCUACUUUACAGAAUGGUAAAUUUCUGCUUUCUUAGCCAACUUCAGACCAUAUAUUUAGGAUAAACUGAAUCUUUUUAGCAUUGGGAAGUAAUAAAUUUGUGACCCUGCGUUUUCUAAAUCUAGCUGUCAAUUUUUUUAUUAAAGUGCUGUAAGUUAUUUGCAACCACUGUAGCAAUUUCCUGGCAUUUUCACAGUACAAUAAAAAACAGCUUUUGAAAUGAAUGGUUAAGUCUAAUUGGGCAGAAAGCUAGAGAUAAUCCUUGAAAACUGACAUAAGGAAGUGUUUCUGAAGAAAAAUGGGAUACUCUGGGUGCUGUUGACAGUUUAAUAAGAGUAUCUGUUCCCUUUGUUUCUUUGGGACUGUUGGACCAUCCAGCCAAAUUUUCAUUACUGAAAAUUUUGAAUAUUUGGAAAAAUAAUUUACUGAUGAGUUUUGAAAUCUUUUAAGUAAGGGAUUUAAGUAGUUCCCAACCCAUUUACUUAAAAUAUGAAAAUAUUACAGAUUUAGAGAGUUUUUAAGAAUGACUGCUUGGUAUUAGGAAUGAUAGUUUAAUGGAUUUUAAAUGAAACAUUUGUAUUAGUCAUAUGUAAGAUUAAAAAUUGAAUGUUGUGGUGUUAGAGCCAUUUCAAAACAUCUGUUUUUAACAACCUUUAAAACAGCUGACAGAACUCACACUAGAUAUACGACAAAUGUAACUUUCAUCAUUUUCUCAUGUUUGUUUAUAUUUUCUUUGCUAGUAUUUGCAAAUCCAGGUUUCUUUUCAAGUAUUUUUUAAAGCAUCUUUUUUUAUCAUUUAAAGUUUUGUGAAACUUAAAUCAGAUACAAGUUAGUUUAAUCUACAUGUACAAGUUAGUUUAGUCAGACAGGGAUGUGUGAAAGGAAAUAUUCUGUGUCCUACCAGUGUCCUUGGUUGCACACUAUACAUACUUAGAUCCUUGGUUGCACACUAUACAUACUUAGAAGUGAAUAUCAGGCAUUGUAACCGAGGAGAGAUAUCAGUGCUUUCUUUGCAUGUUUAACAAUGGUGGAUGUUGUUUUUUUUUUUUAAUUUUAUUUCUAUGUUACAAAUAUAAAUAAAA